Molecule: messenger RNA, 2076 nt
Organism: Lucilia cuprina (Australian sheep blowfly)
Lineage: Eukaryota; Metazoa; Arthropoda; Insecta; Diptera; Calliphoridae
Gene: OSCP1
Product: protein OSCP1
Exons: 2
Coding region: 869-1999 (376 amino acids)
Biological process (GO): transport
Cellular component (GO): plasma membrane; cytoplasm
Source: RefSeq, a predicted model, not a curated record
ACUAUUCUAUAGUCUAUUCUAUAGACUAUUAUAUAGCCCAUACUAUAGACUAUUAUAUUGCCCAUACUAUUUAUUUAGACUUCGGCUAUUUGUAAAUUUGUAUUAUUUUUUAAAUUUGUCUUCGAAAUUCUUGUAUUUUUUAUACUUUCUUAUAUCAGUCAUAAGGCCUAUUAAUCUUGUUUUAUUUGGAUUCAUACAACAAAUUACAAUUUUGUUAUAACAUGAUAUUUUUCACUACAUUCUAGCACUCAGCUAUAAAAUAGUUCCUUUUUUAAGCAGAGUAUGAGUAAGUAAGGAGCAAACAAAUUUUUGUUUUGUAUUUUUACCUCUAUAGUAGGAUUCGCAAAUAAUCGAUUAAGGUUUUCAGGGAAAUGUGGAGAUAUUUAAAUAUAAGUUGGUUUAUGGAAGUUUUAUAUAGAUAAUAGACAUUCAACUUUUGGUUGGUUUUAGGAGUUUGAAGGUUCUUUUUUCGUUGUGUAUUAAAAUAUUUCUAUUUUGUUAGAUUUUUUGAAUUGAAUUCCCUAAUUUGUUUAACAUUUUUAAUUUGGUAACCGAUUGUUUUAACAAAUUUUCUAAAUACUCUCUCAUAAAAUCUUUUCAUUAAAUUACACUAACCCUUAGUUAUGCUAACUACUAACUAACCUCCCUCUUUGCAGACAAACUGUUUUUGAGUUAGUACAGCAAUAACUUAGUAAUUGGUUAAAAUAAUAAUAAAUGAAACAAAAACUAAAAUAAUAAACACCCAGACAAUAAAAAACAGUUUUCUUUAGAAUUUCGCGUUUAACGGACGUGUCGCCUUAACGGAACGCUUGGUUAAAAAAAAACAACAGCAAAAUAAUAUUAAAGUCAGCUAUACCAAUAAAAUAAUAUGACUUCUUUUAGUCACAAGCUGAAUCCUCGUGCAAAUGUUUUCAUUUUAGUUAAUUUGGGUUGUGAAAUGUUAUUUGUAAUCGACCAGCGUUUGAAAGCGCAACAAAUUGCGCUUGAUAAGUCGAUACAAGUUAUUCACGAUGUCACAGCUGUUCUAUUGGAACCGAAAUUCAUUGAUUCCCUGAUAGUGGGCUCUACACAACCGAAUGCUCAGUUACUAACCGAAGAACACUGUAAAUUUAUGCUCAAAGAUAUAGCUACCUGUUCAUUAAUGCGUUUAGAUGAUGUAUCCAUGGAUAAGCUUUGGAAUCUAAUGACAAUGAUUUACAAAUGGCAGCUAUUUCAGAGCAAGCAACAAUAUCAUUUAAUGGAUAUAACGUUCAGACACUUACAGGGAAUUGGCAACUUUUAUCCCGAUGAAAAACGUUCCAUGUUAAUAGAUUUUACCAAAAAUACUCUAUUAGAUUUUUGGAAUUCAUGUACGGAUGAAGAGCAACAUGCUAUAUAUAGAACUAAUAAAGCAUGGUUGGAGGUGUUUAAUACAAAAAUUUCAUUGCUAAUAAGGUUGGGAUUUCAGGCUUUGGAUGGUACUUUUUUUGCAGAAGUGGACGCCAGCUACUACCAAGAUUUUAAGGAUUGUAUAGGGAAUAAUAUUUAUGUAAAAAGUGCCGAAAUAGCAGAACUUAAAAAGCAGCAAUUGAAUGAAACAUCGGUGGUUAGUACAGCUAAAUGUGUUAAUCAAUUGGCGGAAAUGUUAAAUUUCCCACAAACAUCAUCGGCGUCAGGGAAUUUUGUAAGCAAUUCAGAUGAUUUUAAACCCAUAAAUGUGCGAGAAUUUCAAAAGAAUUACGAACAAAAUCUACAGCAAUGUAAUAUUUUAUUUGAAGAUUUAGAUGUGAAUGGCGUCUUUAAUACUAACAAUGCCUCUUGCUCUUCGGAACAACAAUCGAAAGGUUUUGUUCAUCUAAAUCCUGUGUAUAAUAAACAAUUGGAUGUUACCACAACGACUUCUGUUACCGCAGCACCUACAACAACUACUUAUGCAGCAACAAAUGCUGCAAAAUUACCCGACAUAUCUGCUGCUGGACUUAAUAAAGAUCUAUUAGAUUUAUAUAGUAAAAUAAAUUAAGUUAUUUCAUUGUUUGUUUUUAAACAAUUCACUUUGUUUUGCAGUUGUUUUUUUCUCAGUGCAUUAUUAUCAUUAAA